AAUAUAUUGUGUUUCAUUGGCAGACUGAAGGAAGUGCAGCAAAAUACCAAAUAUGAGGAUAUUCCUAGCGUAUACGUUGUUAGCGGUGUCAAUAUUAGCCGAACCUCCUGUGGAUAACAGAUACCUGCCACCUCAGCAGGACUUUAAUGGUGGCUUUUCACCCCCGUCGCAAAGCUAUGGCGCCCCUAGUGGCGCCCCCAGGCAAACGGAUGCCGUAUUUGGACAACGCCCAUCAUCAACGUACGGCGCUCCCAACUCCCAUUCCUCUCGACCUUCCAACCAAUAUGGACCACCACAAGGCAGACAGCCCUCCAGCCAAUACCUACCUCCUCAGGGCAGAGCUCAGCAACCCUCUAACCAGUACGGGCCUCCGUCAAAUCAAUAUGGUCCUCCAUCAAGCAGGGCUCAGCAACCUUCGAACCAAUACGGCCCUCCACAAACUAGAGGUCCCUCUAACCAAUACGCGCAAUCCAGAGCUCAACAACCAUCUAGCCAAUACGGCCCUCCUCAAUCCAGGACCCAAGCACUUUCCAAUCAAUACGGCCCUCCGCAAUCUCGAUCUCAGCAACCUUCUAGCCAAUACGGAGCUCCCAACCAAGACAACCAAUUCCGCUCUCAACCGUCAAGCCAGUACGGUGCUCCUGCUCAAGCCAGACAGUCAAACCAAUACUCUGGUCAGGGCAGAUCUCCUUCCAACCAGUAUUUGCCUCCUAACCAGAAUGCCAGGCAACCAUCGACUGAAUAUGGAGCACCAGGAUUUGCAACACCUUCUCAGGAGUAUGGAGCACCUAAUGGUGGUCAGCAGUUUGGUCAGGGUGGUAACUUCGGAGACGGCCAGAGCAGGCAGUACCUUCCUCCCGAUGCUAGAGGAGGAUAUGGUGGUGAUGACGAUGGCAGUAAUGGGGAGCCAGCAAACUACAGCUUCGAGUACAUGGUGAAAGAUGACGAGUCUGGCAACGAUUUUGGGCACCGCGAGUCGAGGAUGGGCGACCGUGCUGAGGGACUCUACUACGUGUUACUUCCUGAUGGCAGGAAACAGACUGUUGAAUACGAAGCAGACCAGGAUGGUUACAAGCCAAGAAUCUCGUAUGAAGACACCGGCGCUGGUGCUGGCUAUGACUCCAACGCGCAGACUUUCGGACAAGAUGGCGGCUACAAUCAAAAUGGCGGAUACUAA
Molecule: messenger RNA, 1177 nt
Organism: Cydia amplana
Lineage: Eukaryota; Metazoa; Arthropoda; Insecta; Lepidoptera; Tortricidae
Product: pro-resilin-like
Exons: 7
Coding region: 53-1177 (374 amino acids)
Cellular component (GO): extracellular matrix
Source: RefSeq, a predicted model, not a curated record